GAGGCAGCACUCGUUAAUAGUUCUUCGUUGCGUCUCCAUUUUGCACCGCGGCCGCAUGAAAAUUCUAUAACUUAUAGAAAAUUUUGCAAACGUUUGCAUUGCGAGGAAAUCUAAAAUAAUAUUGUUAAUACUAGUUAUUAACUCGCGGCAUUCCGUAGAAAAUUUUGCUAUUUGGUGAAGUUCUUAUAAAAAUAGAAUAAAUAGCAAAACUUGCUGCUAGGAAGUAUUGCAAUUGUGGUUGCUGCGCUGCCGGGUGAAUAAGGAAUACAACAAUUUUUUUUUUUUGUAAUGGAGAAAAGUGGAUUUAAAUAAAAUAGAUUUUUCAAUUAAUUAAACAGUUUCUUUAUUCCAAUCAAAAUGAUGUUUACAGGCACAAACCAACAACAAGAUACUCGCUUCAGCGACAAGGAAAAAAAGCUUAUGAAGCAAAUGAAAUUUGGGGAUUGUCUAAAUAAGCGUGUGGAUAUGUCGAAAGUAAAGCUGGAUGUUUUGAGACCUUGGAUAAGUAAAAAAAUCACUGAUAUUCUUAACAUCGAAGAUGAUGUUGUCGUGGAAUUUGUGUAUAAUCAACUCGAGGAGGAGAAAUUUCCUUGCCCAAAAAAGAUGCAAAUCAAUAUGACAGGUUUCCUCAAUGGCAAGAAUGCCCGUCAAUUUAUGGGAGAAUUAUGGUCUUUACUAUUAUCUGCUCAAGAAAGCGAAAGUGGUAUACCAGCUGAGUUUAUACAACAAAAAAAAGAAGAAAUAUUAAGAAGAGAAGAUGAACUUAAGCAUGAAUCGUCUCGUCGUAAUGAUCACUCACGUUCACGUGAUAGAGAUAAAGAUAUUGAUCGCGAAAAAAGAAGUGGUGGAAGAGAGCGUUCAGAUGAAGUUAUGUCACAGCGUGAACGAGAACAGCAAUUACCAUCCAAUACAUUAAGUGCUAUAGAGCAUGUAAGGUCGCAAUUAGCUGCAAAAUCAAGAUCGGCUUCUACAGAACGAAAUAAUGUAGGUACUAAUAUUUCUAAAGAUAAGCCAGGUGUUUUAGAUAACGAUGUAGCUAGUGUAGUAACUAGCAAUAGAGAUCGUUCGAAGUCUCCUAAUUCUAGGUCUGCAGCUACAGAAACUGCUGCAACUAAAACGCGUAAUCGUUCACCUCGUAAGCGAACAAGAGAGAGAUCUAUAGUACGGGGAUCAUCACGCGAAAGGUCAUCCCCUAAUCGCCGUCGUAAUUCAUCUCGAGAUAGAAGAAGGUCAUCUCGUUCACCUAGACGUCGUUCACCUGAUCACAAUAGACGUCGACGUAGCAAUUCAAGAGAUCGUGGUAAUCGUCAUCACCAAUUGAAUCGUAGAAAAUCACGUUCAAAUUCACCGGUGAAACGUCGAGAUAAUUCACGUAAUGGAAAUCAACGUUCAUCAAAUAGAAAAUCUAGAUCUAAAUCUGCUGAAAAACGUAGGUAUUCUCCCAAGCGUACAUCUCCACGUAGAAAACGUUCAGGUUCGCGUAAUUCUAAUGCAGGCAAACCUAUAAAUGGUCAUGAAGAAGUCAAAAAAUCUGUUACAAAAUUAGAUGAAAAACCUGUGGAAAAUAAAAAAGGAAAAAAUAAAUCACCAUCAUUUAGUCGUAGUUCGAAGUCUCGUUCUUCAUCGGUGGAGGUAAAAAGGAAUAGAGUUUCCAAAUCUAAAUCGAGAUCAAGGUCAAAUGGUAAAAAAUCAAGAAUGCCGCCGUCACGUCAACGUUCUAAUAGGUCAGCUUCACGGUCCUCAGCUGGUUCAGCACCAAAAAAUAAAACAAGGCGCUCGCGUUCUGCAAACACCAGCAUUUCUUUGUCACCAGAACCGCGUAAUGAUGAAUUUGAAAUACGCAAAAAUAAAAAUAGUGUUCAAAAGAAACGACAAUAUCGCAAUAAUCGCGAUUCAUCGGGAAGUUCCGUCGAGAGAGAUGCUGGCAGGAGACAAAACGAUGGAAGACGUAGAGAUCCUCCUGGUAGGCGAAUGAUGUCACCCCGAGGAAAAAGUCCUCGUAAUGAUGGAGGAGGGCGGAAUCAACGUUCGCGUUCACGACGACGAUCGAAAUCACGCAAUAGAUCUCGCUCCCGUUCACCAAUGCGUCGCUCACGCUCUCCAAGAAGGUUUAAUCGUCGCCGUUCUCCUAAUCAAUUUUACCGUGGACGUGGAAAUAAUAAUCGUGGUCGCAUGAAUCAAUGGCGUCGGAGUCCAAGUAGGAAUCGUGGUGGUAAUCAAGACAGGGAGACACACUUAACGCGUAAAAACUGCAUACGUAUACAAGGCUAUUCUUUUUAUGACACCAAACAUCCCGAUGGUAAGGCUCACGGUGGUACUGGUAUAUUUAACAGAAGUACUAUGAGACAUUACGAACGUUCCGAAAAACAUCUUCAAGCCACUACAAUUUGCAUACUUAUCGCCCAAAUGAAGCUAGUGUUAUCUACCGUAUAUAGCCCUACUAGAUUUUCGUUAACAACUGACCAUUUUACAAAAUACUUUGAUUCCUUAGGAUCGAAACUCCUAGCAGUUGGAGAUUUAAAUGCUAAGUACACUUUCUGGGGCUCCAGAUUAAUAUCGCCACGAGAAAGACAACUCUAUGCAGCUCUAAAUAAGGGACUCGAAGUCAUAUCAUCUGGAAAGCCCACUUAUUGA
Teleopsis dalmanni is the source of this 2634-nucleotide messenger RNA. Its product is annotated as serine/arginine repetitive matrix protein 1-like. The coding region runs from base 358 to 2634 and encodes 758 amino acids. Gene Ontology annotation, molecular function: RNA binding. Gene Ontology annotation, biological process: mRNA processing; regulation of mRNA splicing, via spliceosome. Lineage: Eukaryota; Metazoa; Arthropoda; Insecta; Diptera; Diopsidae. The transcript is spliced from 5 exons. The record is from RefSeq and is a predicted model, not a curated record. Gene Ontology annotation, cellular component: spliceosomal complex.